UUUGUGCCCUCAGAGCAGUGUUAGCAUGUGAUAUCACUGACACUCCUCGCUCACAAGUUUUUUUUUUUUUUUUUGAUAACAUCCUCGCUCACAAGUUUAACUAACGCAAACGCACACAUUCUCUUCCCUCCAAAUCUAUAACCGACCUUCUCUCUCUUGGUUUCGUUCUCACCCCGUGGUACACUCCCUCUUCAACUGCGCGGUUAUAAAUAAGACCCACUUCACUUCAGUCUUCAAUAAUUGACCCACUCAUCACUACACACACAAAGAGAGAGAGAGCAAAACCAAAACCAAAACCAAAAUGAAGGUCUCCAAUUUAUACCAUGUUGCGGUGUUUCUUGUGUUGCUGAUUGGAAUGGGAAACAGCCAUGACUACCAAGAUGCAUUAUCAAAGGCCAUUCUUUUCUUUGAGGGACAGAGAUCGGGUUUCCUACCAGCGGAUCAGAGAAUGAAUUGGCGUGGCAACUCGGGUCUGAGUGAUGGGUGGAACUACAACACGGAUCUCACCGGCGGGUACUACGACGCCGGCGACAACGUCAAAUUCGGGUUUCCGAUGGCGUUCACGACGACAAUGAUGGCGUGGAGCGUGCUGGAAUUCGGGGACAUGAUGCCACCCAACGAACUCAGAAACGCAUUCGUCGCAAUCCGUUGGGCCACCGAUUAUUUGCUCAAGACUGUUUCUCAGCCCAAUCGGAUUUUCGUUCAGGUGGGUGAUCCAAGCUCAGACCAUGAUUGUUGGGAGAGGCCAGAGGACAUGGAUACAAGUAGGACUGUGUAUGCUGUUGAUGCACCAAACGCGGCUUCCGAUGUCGCCGGUGAAACAGCUGCCGCACUAGCAGCCUCAUCCAUGGCAUUCCGGUCAUCGGACCCGGGAUAUUCAGAGACAUUGCUUCGAAAUGCUAUUAAUGCCUUUCAAUUUGCUGACAGCUACAGGGGUGCUUACAGCGACAAUGCUAAUGUUAAGUAUGGUGCCUGCCCAUAUUAUUGUGACUUCGAUGGCUAUCAGGACGAGUUGCUGUGGGGAGCCGCAUGGCUAAGAAGGGCCACGCAGGACGAUAAUUUCCUCAACUACAUUCAAAGCAAUGGCAAAACGCUUGGAGCCGACGACAACAUCAAUGAGUUUGGUUGGGACAACAAGCAUGCUGGCCUAAACGUUCUUGUCUCCAAGGAAGUCCUAGAAGGAAACAUGUACUCUCUAGAGUCUUACAGGGCCUCAGCAGAGAGCUUCAUGUGCACACUAAUACCUGAAUCACCAAGCUCACACAUAGAGUACACGUCUGGUGGACUAGUAUACAGGCCAGGAGGCAGCAACUUGCAGCAUGCAACUUCAAUCGCAUUCCUUGAGUUGGUCUAUGCCAAUUACUUAACUCGCACGUCACAAGUCAUCAAUUGUGGGAACGUCUAUGUUAGUGCACAAACACUUCGCCAGCAUGCCAAGAGACAAGUUGAUUACAUUUUGGGUGAUAAUCCAAUGGGAUUAUCGUACAUGGUUGGAUAUAGCAACUACUAUCCGCAGCGUAUUCAUCACCGUGCUUCUUCUUUACCUUCGAUCAAGGAUCAUCCCCAGUUCAUCGCGUGCAAAGAUGGUUCAAUCUACUACAAUUCAACGAAUUCCAAUCCUAAUGUACUUGUGGGAGCCAUUGUUGGAGGACCUGGAGAAGAUGAUUUUUAUGUGGAUGAUAGGGUUGAUUUUAGGAAAUCCGAGCCAACCACAUACAUUAACGCACCAUUUGUUGGGGUUUUAGCAUAUUUUGCCGCUAAUCCCAACUUUAGUUAAUAUAUUUUCCAACAGAUAUAAGCCAUUUUUCGUUUAAAAAAAUAUAUAUACGGAGAACAUGUCUCUCAUCUUGAGAAAAGCAAGAGGGAAGAGGCUUGCUUCGAAUUUGAAUUUUAAUGUUUAUAAAAUAUUA
Molecule: messenger RNA, 1910 nt
Organism: Gastrolobium bilobum
Lineage: Eukaryota; Viridiplantae; Streptophyta; Magnoliopsida; Fabales; Fabaceae
Product: endoglucanase 24-like
Exons: 4
Coding region: 302-1777 (491 amino acids)
Biological process (GO): carbohydrate metabolic process
Molecular function (GO): hydrolase activity, hydrolyzing O-glycosyl compounds
Source: RefSeq, a predicted model, not a curated record